CAAUACUUAGUAGUUAAUACUUAACUUAUAACUUACUGUUCUAACUAUUAAUUAUAAUAAUUAUAAUUAUUAUUGCUAUUUGUUGGUCAUCAACUAUAAGUGAACAGUUAUCUGUUUUCUAUAGUGUCAAAUAAUUCAAUAGCAAUAAUCAAUACAAUUUUAUUAAGAUGUCCAGUCUAGUUAAACAUUCAAUAAACAAUUUAAACAAAAUAUGGUGUUCAAACACUAUGGUCGUACGAAGUUUAAAGUCCUGGACUGGUGGUAAAAAAUAUGUUGGAUUCACAUAUUAUCCUAGGGAAGGUGAAGUAGAUCCACCAUAUACUCCAACAAAAUUAUUCAUGGUUCAAAGAGUUAAACGAUAUUUAUAUAAUCCGUAUUGGCAAAAAAAAAUAUUGACUGACAUGGGCUUAGAUCAUAAAGGUAGUGAUAUAGCUAUUGUAAAAAAUACACCAGAGAUGAAUGCACGGUUAUGGAAAGUGAAACAUUUGAUAAAAAUAACACCAAUACAAACACCUGAUGGAUUGCCAGAAAAAGAAGAUUAUUGGGGUACACAUUUAGAUACUGAGGGUGUGUUUAGGAUUUCCAAAAAGUUAUUACCUGAUAUUAAGCGAUUAGAAGCUACCAAAGACUUUGAAAAAUUGGACAAGCGAGUAGAUAAAGAUACAGUAGAAAAAAAUUGUCGUAAUAAGUGGUUGAAUCCAUGGUCAACUAUUGUGUAAUUUAAAAUUAUUAUUGUUUUUUGUAGUAAAAUAAAAUAUUUAAGUAUAA
Melanaphis sacchari is the source of this 768-nucleotide messenger RNA. RefSeq names its product 39S ribosomal protein L30, mitochondrial (gene mRpL30). The record is from RefSeq and is a predicted model, not a curated record. Bases 168 to 719 code for a protein of 183 amino acids. The transcript has 4 exons. Gene Ontology annotation, cellular component: large ribosomal subunit; mitochondrion. Gene Ontology annotation, biological process: translation. Gene Ontology annotation, molecular function: structural constituent of ribosome. Lineage: Eukaryota; Metazoa; Arthropoda; Insecta; Hemiptera; Aphididae.